Messenger RNA from Vitis riparia (riverbank grape), 3959 nucleotides. Its product is annotated as probable LRR receptor-like serine/threonine-protein kinase At1g53440. The transcript is spliced from 25 exons. NCBI's taxonomy places the organism in Eukaryota, Viridiplantae, Streptophyta, Magnoliopsida, Vitales, Vitaceae. Gene Ontology annotation, biological process: protein phosphorylation. Gene Ontology annotation, molecular function: protein kinase activity; ATP binding; protein binding. The record is from RefSeq and is a predicted model, not a curated record. The coding region runs from base 62 to 3106 and encodes 1014 amino acids.
CCUCGCUCCAACUCAUUCAAUUCAGUGUAAAGCGAACCAGCCAUUGCUACAGAGGGAAUCCAUGGAUUCGUCGUCUCUUCUCCUCUUGUUGUUGCUGGGUUUCUUUUGUUUUGCUGAGUUCACAUCCCAUGCUCAACUUAUUCCAGAAGAUGAAGUGCAAACUCUUAAAACAAUAUCGACAAAGCUAAACUACAAAUAUUGGAACAUAGGCCAAAGCUCAUGCAGUGGAGGUUUCAACCGAGCCAUCGAUGAUAAUAGUUAUAGCAAUGUCACAUGCAACUGCACCUUCAACGAAGAAACUGUUUGCCAUGUCACAAAAAUCCAGUUGAAGGGUCUUGAUUUAGAUGGAACUUUACCGGAUGAGUUUGGAGAUCUUCCUUAUCUGCAAGAAAUUGAUCUCUCCCGAAACUAUAUCAAUGGAUUGAUCCCUAAAAGUCUUGGUCGGCUUUCUCUUACCAAUCUCUCUCUUUUUGGAAACAGAAUCUCUGGGUCAAUUCCUGAUGAAAUCAGUAAUAUCAGUACACUUGAGGAGCUGGUCUUGGAAGCUAAUCAGCUUGGAGAACAUCUCCCUCCAAGUCUUGGAAAGUUGAGUCAUUUAAGAAGACUUGUUCUCUCUGCAAACAAUUUCACAGGAACAAUACCAGAAAAUUUUCACAAUCUCAAGAACCUAAUUGAUUUUAGGAUAGAUGGGAAUAAUUUAUCUGGGAAGAUACCAGAUUGGAUUGGGAAUUGGACCAAACUUGAGAAACUGUCUCUACAAGGCACAUCAAUGGACGGGCCCAUUCCUUCUAUUAUAUCCCAGUUCAAAAACUUAACCGAGUUGUUAAUAUCUGAUUUGAGUGGACCGACUACAUCUUUCCCCAAUUUGACGGAUAUGAACAACUUAAAAAUAUUGGUGAUGAGAAAUUGCUCCAUUACAGGUGAAAUCCCAGAAGACAUUGGAAAUAUUGAAAGUUUAAAACUUUUAGACCUGAGCUUCAACAGACUGAGUGGUACAAUUCCAAAGAGCUUUAAGCAAGAAAAGAAGGACAAAACAAAACUCGAUUUCAUGUUUCUCACCAACAACUCACUGACUGGAGAAGUGCCCAGCUGGAUAAGAUUGGACACUGAAAACAAAAUUGAUUUAUCUUACAACAAUUUUACAGGGCCGCACCUUGAUUCUUGCGAAUACCCCGUGAACUUGGUCUCCAGUUAUGCAUCUUCAGCAAGAAACAUGACCUGGUGCUUACAGAAGGAUCUCCCAUGCUCUGGAAAAGCCGAACACUAUUCCUUGUAUAUCAAUUGUGGAGGAGAGAACACAACUUUAAAAGGGAAGACAUAUGAAAAAGAUGAUGGAAUUGAGGGUGCAUCACAGUUCUCUAUUGAUAGUACAAACAAAUGGGCUUAUAGCAGUACAGGGGCUUUCAUAGGCCAUACGGAUAAUAGUUACUUAGCCAAAACCACAUUUUGUUUGAACUCAGAGGAUGCAGUGAUCUACCAAACUGCUCGUCUUGCUCCCAUCUCACUCAAGUAUUAUGGGCUUUGCUUGCGAAAGGGCAGUUAUAAAGUGCGACUCUACUUCGCUGAAAUCAUGUUUUCUAAUGACCAGACAUUUGAUAGCCUUGGGAAACGCUUGUUCGAUGUUUCAAUUCAAGGAAAUGUAGUUUUGAGGGAUUUUAAUAUCAUGGAAGAAGCUGAAGGUGCUAGUAAGGGCAUUUAUAGGGAUUUUGAUGCUUCAGUUGAUGGUAGCACUCUGGAGAUCCACUUAUACUGGACAGGCAAAGGGACUAAUUCCAUUCCGAAUAGAGGUGUAUAUGGACCUCUUAUAUCUGCUAUUGCAGUGACACCAAAUUAUGAUACCUCCAAGCCGGGACGGUCUAUUGGAGAUAUCAUCGGCAUAGUGAUAACUUCAUGUGUGGUCCUCAUAUUGAUUUUGGUAGUCCUACGAAUGAAAGGCUACUUAGGAGGAAAAGACCUUGAAGAUAGAGAACUACGUGAGCUACAGAUGCAAACUGGUUAUUUUAGUUUACGGCAGAUCGAAGCUGCUACUAAUAACUUUGACUCUGCAAAUAAGAUUGGUGAAGGUGGAUUUGGCCCAGUUUACAAGGGUGUACUGUCAGAUGGUUCAGUAAUUGCUGUUAAGCAGCUCUCUUCUAAAUCAAAGCAAGGGAACCGAGAAUUUGUAAAUGAAAUAGGCAUGAUAUCUGCCUUACAACACCCAAAUCUUGUGAAGCUUUAUGGCUGUUGUAUUGAAGGGAACCAGUUGUUGCUCAUUUACGAAUAUUUGGAAAACAAUAGUCUUGCACGUGCACUUUUUGGUCGGGAUGAACAGCGGCUAAAUUUGGACUGGCCAACUAGGAAGAAGAUAUGCUUGGGGAUCGCAAGGGGAUUGGCAUAUCUUCAUGAGGAGUCAAGAUUGAAAAUUGUUCAUAGAGAUAUAAAGGCAACAAAUGUGCUUCUUGAUAAGAAUCUAAAUGCUAAGAUAUCCGACUUUGGCUUGGCUAAGCUGGAUGAAGACGAGAACACCCAUAUCAGCACACGGAUAGCUGGAACAAUAGGAUACAUGGCUCCUGAAUAUGCAAUGAGGGGUUAUUUGACGGACAAAGCUGAUGUUUACAGCUUUGGAGUUGUUGCUUUAGAGAUUGUCAGCGGGAAAAGCAACACCAAUUACAGGCCAAAGGAAGAGUUUGUUUAUCUUCUUGAUUGGGCUUAUGUCCUGCACGGGCAGGGAAAACUUCUGGAGCUGGUGGAUCCAAAUCUUGGUUCAAACUACUCAGAAGAGGAGGUGAUGAGGAUGCUGAACUUGGCCCUCUUAUGCACCAACCAGUCUCCCACUCUCAGGCCAUCCAUGUCCUCUGUAGUGAGUAUGCUUGACGGCCAAAUUGCAGUCCAAGCACCAACAACCAAGCUUGAUACUAUGAACGCGGAAAUGAGAUUCAAAGCCUUUGAGAAGCUCUCACUGGGCAGCCAGUCUCAUGUCUCCACAUUCUCUGUAGAAAGUCAGGUCCAAGGCAGCACAUCAGUUGAUGAGCCAUGGAUUGAUUGCUCAAUUUCCCUCCAUAGCAGAGAAGAAACAAGUGACUUUUCUUCAUCAAGCAAGCUUCUUACAGGACACCAAGAUCUUUAGAGUAUACAUUUGGACUGAUCAAUGAAAAUAUGAGGUUUUAUCCUGUGGAAAAUCUUUUUAAUGGAGCUUUAGCUUUGGCUAUUCGUGACCAAGAAACCACCGUUUUUGCUUGGUGGGUCGAGAAUGCCCGACUUAUCAAUUUAUCCGGCAAACUACUUGGGGCUCAUGUAGUCCAUGCCAGAUUAAUCGUAUUCUGGAUCGGAGCAAUGAAAUUAUUUGAAGCGGCUGAUUUCGUACCAAAGAAGUCCUGAACAAUGAUUAAUUUUACUUCCCUACCUAGCUACUCUAGGUUGGGGUAGGUCCUCAUCGGGAAGUUAUAGACACCUAUCCAUACAUAUCUAGUACUUCACUUAAUUUCCUCGGGUGUCUUUUGCUUUUCUGAGUUCACGUCAUGUGCUCAGUUUACAACGGAAGAGGAAGGUUCCAGAAGCUCUGUAAUUUUCUUUUCUUCUCUUUUCAUUUUUGCCGAAAUGUAACUUGGGUUUUGUGUAGGAUCUGGUUUUGCUAGGGAAAUUUGAGGAAAAGAAUAGUAAAUUUGAUGUUGGAAUUUGGGUUUUCCGAACUCUUUGCUUUGAUUUGUUUUCUUCACUGCUUUAAGUUUAUGGACUGUUAUUCUUCUAAUCUUGUCCACGUUCUGGAAAUUCUUGAAGCAACAGAAAAGGAGGGGUGUCAGAUUUUGUUUUCAUUUUCUUCUCUUCAUUUCUUCUGUUUUCUCUACAACCAAACAGUGGGUUGCAUUAGUCACUUCUGUGCUUAGUUAUACUGACUUUAAUCCAUGAAUAUUGUUUACUUUCUCAUUUGGGUCUCUGAAUAUUCAUGCAUCAAAAUUGAUCUUCAGACACCCUUAGUUUGG